AUGGGAGAAUCUUUUAAAUAUCUAGGAAGAUUCUUUGAUUUUGAUACGUCCGACCACGAACACAAAUCUGAACUAAUGUUCCUCAUUGAUGAACUAAUGUCUGAUAUCAACCAUAAACCUCUACACCAAAAAAACAAACUUAUUCUAUAUAACCGCUACGUUCUAUCCAAAAUAUCCUGGCAUCUCACUGUUUCACCCCUGUCGAAAACCUUGGUAACGGAAACAAUCAAUUCUGUGAUUAAUCAAUACAUCAGAAAGUGGCUUGAAAUACCCAUUUCUGGAACAUUAAGUAAUAUUUAUCUAACCCAUAACAAAAUCAGUCUGGAUAUCCUCCCUGCAUCCGUCAAAAUUAUCCAAUGUCAAACUGUCCUACGCAACGCCUUAAAAACAUCCCCAAAUGAUUCCAUAAAGGAACUCUGGAAAUCAACUUUCAAUCACACUAAUAUUCAGUACGACAUAUAUAAUUCAACAAAGGAAGUCUCAAGGAUUUUCAUUCUGGACAAGAAGAUAAACUUUAACACCGUUUAA
Paramuricea clavata is the source of this 528-nucleotide messenger RNA. Lineage: Eukaryota; Metazoa; Cnidaria; Anthozoa; Malacalcyonacea; Plexauridae. The record is from the annotation of a GenBank genome assembly.